AUGGUAAGUCCACCUAGAGGACCUAGGGAGUUAGAAAUUAAUUCCAAACUUCCUCACCAGCAAUUCCUACGACUGCUGGUUCUCUUCGGCUUACUCCUGGCCUCCCAGGCUAGAACUCUGGAUCAGGAGAAGAUUCCGGAACAGGAGAAGGUGGCCAAUCAAGAGAUUGCCUCGCCUCCUGAGGCUGUCGAGGCUGUGGAAGUUAAGCAAGAAGUUUCCCAGGGAAACCAGGAACCAAAACUUCAAAUCAGUAACUCGAUUAACACCCAAGUCAUCCAGGAAGCUCAGCCAUCCCAGUCUAAUUCCAUUCAAUCUGUGGAUGCCCAGGCCAAUCCCGAGGUCAAGUCUGAGGAGAAAGAAGCCAUUGCCAAUGAGAUAGCCAAGGAACAGGAAGAGCAAUCCCCUAAAGAGGAAAUCCCCAAGGAAAACGUAGUGCCGGUGAAGCCAUUAGAAGUCCAAGGACGCAACAACGGCAAUGUCCAGUAUGUGUACGAUUCAAACGGCCAACUUUUGGGUAUCCAAGACCUGGAGAAGAUUUUCAAGUACCAGGGAGUGCAGGUGAUUAACGGAUCCGAGAUUUCCAAUCAGUAUCAGAACCAGUACGGCAAUCCCUUCAACAAGUUCCAUUCCUUCCCGAAGGUGGAGUAUGUGCCGGAUACCGUGACUGUGGUGAACACCACGGGUGCCAAUGUGACCCAUCACAUCCACAAUCACACUCAUUAUUAUCCCAACCAGAAGAAGCCCGGAUUCCCAUUGCCCUUCCUGCCCAAUCUCUUCGAGAAGAACGAACCCACCUAUGUUCAGGUUAAUUUGAACUCAUCCUCCGGCAACGUGACCCAGCACACACACGUCCACGAGGAGACCAAGCCCUUCCCCUUCCUGCCCAAUCCCUUCACGGAUUUCCCCAAGGUAGUGGGUCUCAGCCUGGUCCUCCUCCCCAAUCCAUUCUUUGUGAACAAGAGCCAGAGCAACCUGGGCAGUUCCUCGGGCAAUGCCCAGUAUCAGUAUUACCAGAAGUUCCGCGCCUUCGCCGAUGAGCCUCAGCAGAAGCCAAACUUUUACCUGGUGCCCAAUCCCCUUGGGAAUCAAGUACCCACUGAUGGUCAAAAGGCUGGCGAUGGCAACUUUAUACUGCCUGUGAAUCUGGCUGCUCUGCCGCUCCUGGUUCCCACCUCGGAGGUCAGCCCAGGAAAGGUCUCUUCCGUCUCCGCAGGCAGCAUCAAGUUCGAGGAUCUGAUCAAGGCCACCAAUGUCCAUGUGAGCCAGCCCUUGAAGCUCCAGGCCAACAACGGGGUUAGCCAGUUCCAAAAGGAUCAGGCUGCUGUCCAGCAGAUGAUCCUCAGCCAUCUGAACCAGCAGCAGAAGCUCUUCCAGAAGCAGUCGCUGGUCCCUGAUGAGAAGCGUUCCCACUCCGCGGUCGAGCCAGCUGGAGUCCAGGCGGAGGAGGAGAGCUCCGUCCUGUUCGCUGUGGAGAUCCCAAAGCCCAUUUACCGCUUCUUCAAGGGCAUCUUUGGGGGAUUCUCCAACUAA
Drosophila serrata is the source of this 1530-nucleotide messenger RNA. RefSeq lists its product as uncharacterized. The record is from RefSeq and is a predicted model, not a curated record. NCBI's taxonomy places the organism in Eukaryota, Metazoa, Arthropoda, Insecta, Diptera, Drosophilidae.